This is a messenger RNA of Grammomys surdaster, 317 nucleotides long. Its product is annotated as zinc finger protein 302-like. Lineage: Eukaryota; Metazoa; Chordata; Mammalia; Rodentia; Muridae. The transcript is spliced from 2 exons. Gene Ontology annotation, biological process: regulation of DNA-templated transcription. Bases 3 to 317 code for a protein of 104 amino acids. The record is from RefSeq and is a predicted model, not a curated record.
AUAUGAGUGCAGUGACUUAUGAGGACGUGCAUGUGAACUUCAGUGAGGAAGAGUGGGCUUUGCUGGAUCCUUCCCAGAAGAAGCUCUACAAAGAUGUCAUGCUGGAGACCUACAGGAACCUCAACUCAGACGGCAUGAAAGAAGUCAGAGUGCAGAGAAACCCUCUGAAUAUUCACAAUGUGGUAAAACCAUUGCUUUACAUGCUCACAGUCCUGCUCAAAGGCAUGAAAGUUUUCAUACAGAAAAGACACCUCAUGAAGUUUUUCAGUGUGUGGAAGCCUUUGCACCUUAUACAAGUCUCCAGAAGAGUAAAAUAA